This is a messenger RNA of Portunus trituberculatus (swimming crab), 1811 nucleotides long. RefSeq names its product oocyte zinc finger protein XlCOF15-like. The record is from RefSeq and is a predicted model, not a curated record. Gene Ontology annotation, cellular component: nucleus. Gene Ontology annotation, biological process: regulation of transcription by RNA polymerase II. The transcript is spliced from 2 exons. Gene Ontology annotation, molecular function: DNA-binding transcription factor activity, RNA polymerase II-specific; RNA polymerase II transcription regulatory region sequence-specific DNA binding. NCBI's taxonomy places the organism in Eukaryota, Metazoa, Arthropoda, Malacostraca, Decapoda, Portunidae. Bases 741 to 1526 code for a protein of 261 amino acids.
UUAUAAGACUGUGCGCUACUCCCCAAACUCCAAGCCAGCAGUGAGUUAAGAGUGUUGGAACCAAACAAACUGGGGCGAAGGUGAGACAGUGACAGAUUGUGAGGUCAGCUGGUUGUCUCUCCUUCAAGUAACUUAUGGAAGUCAAGGCAGGAAGGAGACAGCUUUGUCAUGCUGAGAGGCAGCAAGCACACCAACGAACUGCUGCACCAGCAUGACUACAGCACAACACUGACCUCAGCGACCCCUGGACCAAACAAGACCUUCCACACACAAGUUGGCUGUAGAGUUGAGACUACAGCAUGCCAUAAAUAAGCCUUACGUUCAUAAAUCACUCUUAUAAUUGCCAUAUGCUUCUUAUAUAUAUAAUCUGUAAAUGGAUGUGUGCUCAAAUAGACUAGUCAAUGCAGAGAUUAUUUAUAUUUCUUCUGAAUGAUCUGGAUUAUAGUACUUUUCCUUUAUGUGCUCUCAUGUACACCUUACAUUAGAUAUAAUAUAUGUAACUCAGUAGCCAGAAGUAGAUAAAUGAUUUAUGAAGUUCUGUUUAUAUUGCUUUGCAUAAACCAUAGUAGAUUAUUUGCUGUUAGUUCCUUAAGGUUAUAAGUUAUAAAAUUUUUGUACACGUGAUGUCAAUAAUGUUGUGUACAUAUGUGAAACACACAAAAUAAGAUAAUGAUUUUUUUUUAUGAAUAUCAAUCAUUCAGAAUGUAUUGAUAUAACAAGCUUAUCUCUGCACUGGGAACAUGGAUACAAAGGUCCAUCACACGUCCUACGCGUGUCUCGAGUGUGGCCGCAAGUUCUCUGCACCCCAGGCACUGAGGAUACACUCCCGGAUGCAUGAUGGCAGGAAGAUGUAUCAGUGUAAGGACUGUGGCAAGACAUUCAGAAUGGAAUUCUAUUUCAAGUAUCAUCGAAUGAAUGACACUGGCAUCAACAAGUUUGAAUGUGGCAUCUGUGACAAGAAGUUCAGCAAUAUUAGUUGUGUAGAUACCCACUAUAAAAUCCAUUCCAAUGAGAAGUCUUAUGUGUGUAGAAAAUGUGGGAAAGUGUACAUCCAGCUUGGUAGCUUCAAAAACCAUGUCAUGGCUCACCCACCAACCUUCACCUGCAAGGAAUGUGGCAAAAUUUUCACUGAUAAGGCCUCCCUAACAUCACAUGAGCAGGCACAUGUUUCACAGAAGCCAUAUGAAUGUUUAAAUUGUGGGAAAAGAUUUGCCCAUUCCUUCAAUUUAGAAAUACACUCAGAGUCUUACUGCACAUUUCAAAGGGAGAAAAGAGACCCUAGCAAUGAUGCAGAUGUGAAAGAGCAGCAGUCCACAUGGCAGGACAGAACAUGUAUCAGCAAGAGAGGAAGUGUGGGAAGAAAACAUUCAGUGAAGGUGGAAGUGAUUGACUUGGGUUCCGACUCUGAACCUGAGGACGUGCAACCUGACGACUUCCUGCCCCUGGAGGUGUGUCUCAAUGAAGGAGAAGAGGAGCUGAGUAUACGGGAUCUCAUGGAAAGAUAUGAAGACAAUGAAGGCAUUUAGAUUUUUGGAUAUAUCAGAAUUUAUAUUUUCUAAUCAUGCUUUCAUGGUAUUUUUGUGUAAAAACAAAGUGAUAUGCAUUCUCCAACAUCCUUACAUGGUAAACAAUCUCAGGCACCUUUUGUAUCAAAGUUCAAAUUUUUGUUAUUCUUGGGAAUAACUUUCCCCAAAAAUGUUCAUUCAUAACAAAUGUCCCUUUUCUACAAAAACAAAACACUCUUAGCGUAGCCCUUUCACACUCAAAUGAAAUGUAAUGUUUUUGCACAUUUUCAUAAAAUAUAAUUUUAA